This is a messenger RNA of Nylanderia fulva, 2342 nucleotides long. RefSeq names its product G protein-coupled receptor Mth2-like. Gene Ontology annotation, cellular component: membrane. Lineage: Eukaryota; Metazoa; Arthropoda; Insecta; Hymenoptera; Formicidae. Gene Ontology annotation, biological process: cell surface receptor signaling pathway. Gene Ontology annotation, molecular function: G protein-coupled receptor activity. The record is from RefSeq and is a predicted model, not a curated record.
AAUGAUAAUUUAAUUUCACUAUAUGUGUAUAUAACACACACAUACCUUUCAUUCAAUUAAUACAAGAGCUAAAAUAUGCACAAAAUAAAUAUAGAUUAUUUUAUAAUUAAAAAUUAAAACUUGAAGAUUAAAACUCAUUAUGAGACAUUAAUGAAUGUUCUAACAGGUUAGCUUGAUUUUACUAUCUAAUUCCUCUAGUGUAUUCUUCUGUGAAAUAAUGUUUGUAAAAAUUUCGCUUUUCUGUGUUGCGGGUUUUUACUCCUCAUCAUUUCGUUAUUGAAACUUCAGCAAAAUUACACCAACAACGAAGACGAAGAUCCUAAUUUGACAGUACAAGACGAGAUAUAUGUGGAUACAAUAAUUUAUAACAACGAGAUAAAAUCACAGCAAUAUGAUUUGUAUAAAAGGUUUACCGACAACACGCAAUAUAACAAAAUGGAAUAUGAAUUUAGCACUAUUUCCACGAAUAUUGAUCGAGAUAAUGUUGAUUUGAUAUUACAUAAUCUAAAAAGGCGUUCUGCUCAAAAUCAUGAAGAUGAUGACAAAAUACUAACAUCCUCUCACAUCAAUUCGACAAAUGUCAAUCAUAAAAAAAACUCUACGUCACAGAAGGUUUAUGAAAACUUGCUUGAAAAGAAUUACUCCAUGUCGAAUAAAGUCUUUGAAAAUUCCACUAAGCAUGGUAAUGAAAGUAACAUUGUCCCAUACGAAACUUGCUAUAAUACUACUUGCAUUCUGUUCUGCUGUCCCUUUGGCUAUAGCAUGAGGGCGAAUGACAGCCAGUGCAUUCCAGAGAAAAUGAAAUAUGUUUUUCCGAAUGUGUACGAAUACACGAACGAUUUAAUGCAAAACGAAAGUAAACGAGUAGACGAAUUCUUUCAAUUAGCCGUCUACGAUCCGUGCUUAAAAGCGAGACGUUCCACGGUACACGACGGUCAUCAGUACGAAUAUAAGAUUUUUGCCAAUGGUUCUAUUUAUUUACCUUAUUAUAAAAUAUUGUUUAAAUCGACAUAUUCGACAUCAUAUUGCCUCGCCGUCUUGUUGGAAAGAGAGAGUAGGUUUGAAGUGACUUACUGUUCAGAAAUAUCUGAUGAAGUUUUCAGGAAUGCUUUGAAGCAGAAACUACCUGAGUUCAGUUGGAUAACUCAAUUAAUAAAUAUAUAUUCAAGCUUAAUAUUAGUAGGUGUAUUAUUUUUGUUGGCAAUAUUUCUAGUGUAUUACAUAUUGCCAGAACUUCAAAAUGAACACGGCUUCAUGUUGCGCAAUUACACUGCAGUUGCAGCUAUUGGAUUCAUGAUUGAAGUUGUAAGACUUUCACAUAUCAAAGAGAAUCUGUCAUAUCCCGCCUGUAUUACAAUUGCCUUUUUGGAUAUUUUUGUUUUAUGUCGGGUUACUUCUGGCUCAGUACCAUGAGCUUUAAUAUGUGGCGGACAUUCAGAGGAUUCUCUUCGUUACAAAGAAACGUCAGACAAUCAGGAAAAAAAAGUUGGUGUAUUGUGCUAUUUUUGCGUACGGAUGUCCAUUUGUACUUGCUAUUAUUUGUGUCAUUAUUGUGGAUUUUAUUUCCGAGUAUGUACCAAAAAUUUUGAGACCAGAAUUCGGAAUGGGAUUUUGCUGGUACUCUACGAGUCGUUUGGAAGCGUAUAUACUGUAUUUUCACUCGGUCACAAGUGUCUGUAUUAUUAGUAGCAUUUGUUUAUCCAUUUCUGCUGCAAAGGACAUCAAACAUUUCGAAAGGGAUACAAACUUCAGUCUAACAGAUUCGGAAAGUAAGCAGUAUAAUGACAAUAAGAAAUGGUUUAAUUUGUAUAUGAAGUUAUUUAUCGUGAUUUUUAUCAUUAUGGGUAUAAAUUGGUUUCUAUAUACAAUUUCAUGGUUCCUUAUGACAAAUUUUUAUAAUUAUAGCAACACCAUUAAUUGUCUUUAUUGUUUGUUAAAUGCAGUACAGAAUUUCUUUAUCUUUAUCAUAUUUGUAUGGAAAAAGAAAAUCAAGUUGAUGUUACUGAAACGAUUCGGAUUCAAUUCGAAUGCAUCGACUUGAAUAUCACAUUUGAGGUAUCUAUGUAGAAAAAGUUGAACUCUUGCGGAAAAGAAAACUGUCACAAAAGUUUUAUCGCAGAUCAAAAAUCAACGAGUGUUUGCAAUUUAAUAGAAUCUUAUUACUAAAAUUGAAAGUUUUACAAUGUUAUAUUUUACGUAAUGUUCAGAUUUCUUCUCAAAGAAUUUAAUUUAAAAUUUUACAUGUAAUAUUUGUAUUAUCGGUGCAUAUAAUUGAGUCAAAUUGAUUUAAAUGUAAACAUUUUUCUUCAAAAAAUAAUCUUGUAUAAUAGCUAUACAAUAUA